AUGCUGCUAUCAGCUAUACGGACACCAGCAGCAGCAGCAGCAGCAGCCGCUGUUGCUGCUGCCGCUAGCCCAGUGGCAUCAACUACCGUAGCAGCAGCAAGAACAACAACAACAACAGCAGCAGCAGCAGCUCAGCAGCAGCAGCACCUAAGAUUGGCACUGCAGCGCAGACACUUCAGCAUCUUCGCAGGGUGGAAGGGAGAUGCAGCAGCAGCAGCAGCAACAGCAGCAGGAAAAGAAGCAGCAGCAGGAGCAAAAGAUAAUGCAGCAGCAGCAAGCAAGACCGCUAAAGACACAAUAAGCACUGCAGCAGGAAAUAUUGCUGCAGCAGCAGCAGCAGCAAACCCCAAGGCAGCAAUAAGCAGCAUUAGCCCUUCCUCAUACAUCAGCUCCACAGCAAAACCCAGCAGCAGCAGCAGCAACAACAACAACAACAGCAACAGCAAAAGCAGCAGCGACUGCAGCAGCAGCAAGGGACUCUUUUCCUUCUUCAGAGGCAGCGCAGCAGCAACACCAGCAGCAGCAGCAGCAAAUGCCGCAUCUCCUUCGAAGCUGUUUCCUACAAUUGAGAAGAGCAGCAGCAGCAACAGCAGCAGCAGCAGCAGCGACAGCAGCAGCAGCAGCAAGAAGCGACGUGUCCCCUUGCUGCAGCGGCUUAAGUAUUUUACGUUAGGUUUCUUCACUGCAGGGACUUGCUGCUUGCUGCUGCAGCAGCAGCAACUCGAGAACAGCAGCAGAGCAGCAGCGCAUGCAGCAGCAGAAUUAGCAGCAAGAGUCUCAGCACUAGAGAAUAAAGUUAAGCAGCUGCAGCAGCAGCAACAGCAGCAGCAGCAGCAUCAAAAACAGAAGCAAUAA
Messenger RNA from Eimeria maxima, 855 nucleotides. RefSeq lists its product as hypothetical. Lineage: Eukaryota; Apicomplexa; Conoidasida; Eucoccidiorida; Eimeriidae. The transcript has a single exon. The coding region runs from base 1 to 855 and encodes 284 amino acids. The record is from RefSeq and is a predicted model, not a curated record.